This is a messenger RNA of Colletotrichum destructivum, 2746 nucleotides long. RefSeq names its product Putative Zinc finger C2H2-type. The coding region runs from base 338 to 2095 and encodes 585 amino acids. NCBI's taxonomy places the organism in Eukaryota, Fungi, Ascomycota, Sordariomycetes, Glomerellales, Glomerellaceae. The record is from RefSeq and is a predicted model, not a curated record. The transcript has 5 exons.
CUUUCUUUCAGCCCAACCCGCAAGAUACUUUCCUGCCCAACUCUUCUGCUUUCUGCAUUGUUGAUCCUUCUGGCAACCCAGCCUCCGCCAACAUUGUCUUUUUCUACCCGCCAACAUCCCUCCCAACCCUCACAUCGGAUCAGCCCUACCUGCUACUGAGAAGCUCAAAAAGAUCUUCCCUACCUAGGCACCCCAAGGAUCAUCCUCUUCGACACCAACUUCGACAAACAUUCCACAGGAACGUUGCAGACAAGUCAUUUUCGCUGUGUUUGCUUCUCUCCUUGGUUCUAUCACGACACAACUCAGCCGAGUUGAAACUACAUUGCCCUGGAUUUGCAUGACUAGACGACCCGAGGAAUCAAUGACUGCCCUUGUUGUUCCGCGCCCGGAUAUGCCUGGCUACAAUUCUAUUGACCUGGACGACGUCCACACACCUUCUAGCGACUACAGCUUCUUCCACGCCGGAAUGGUGCCCACAGGAAUGUUUUCCUUUUCUUCUCAAACAGGACCAUCGGACCCCUUGAGUGGUUCGUGGGAAACGACAGGAGAUGGAGCACAGAACUUCCAAGACCUCUCAGACAACGGAUCUGCCCACCCGGGAGACUCCGAGGACUUUUCUUUCCAAGUUGAUGGCCAUAUGACGCCCAGAGGACAGGGCCAGACAAACGAGGACCUGCAGAGCAAGUGGACUGCUACCACUCCCGCCACAGCCGUGGUGCCCGUCGGUGGUGAGCUUAUGCGAAGAGGGACUUCGCGCAGCUCCGCUGGAAGCCGCAAGCACAGGAUCACCAAGAUCACCUCUCCCAAGACCAGACCCAGAAUGACUUCUGCGGCCUCGUCUCAAGUAUCUGCACAGCUGUCCUCCAUGGACAUCACAGGUAACGCGACAGUCUUCAACGGAUCACAGCACAACGCCCAGUUGAUGGACGUAAACCCCUAUUUCCUGGACACGGACACAAGCGCCGUCUCGUCGCAAUGGUUCAACUCGAUGGAACUCGGCAUCGUUUCCGACGGCCUGCCGUCCGGCGACAUGAACAUGCACGUUGUUCCAGCUCAAAUGCAGCUGGACCCUGACUCGAGCCUGGGUGCUCACUCUCCUUCUGCCUCCUGGAACUCCUUCAGCCCUGCCGAGUCUCAUCUGUCCUCGCCCGCCGGGAGCACCGAAGACUCGUGGCUGUCUGCCCCCCUCAUGUCCUCACCGUCCCACUCGGAGCACGUCUCCCCCAUCAUCCAAAGCCAGUCUCCAAGCGCCAAUGGGAAGUUUCUGGGAGACGAGCUCGGUGGGAGCGUCCUCACCAUUGUCGGCGAUGCCGCUCUUCGCCCUGCUUUCCACAGCCGUCGGCCUACCAACGAGGGUGACUCCGCCCGGGACCACCCUCUGUACAAGAACGCCGCCCCGCAAGCCGAUGGCUUGUUCCACUGCCCGUGGGAAGGUGAAUCCAGCUGCAACCACAAGCCCGAGAAGCUCAAGUGCAACUACGACAAGUUCGUGGACUCUCACCUGAAGCCCUACCGUUGCAAGAUUGACUCGUGCGAGAACGCCCGCUUUUCCUCCACUGCCUGCUUGCUGCGACAUGAACGCGAGGCUCACGCCAUGCACGGCCAUGGUGACAAGCCGUUCCUGUGCUCUUACGAGGGGUGCGAUCGCGCUAUGUCUGGCAACGGAUUCCCCCGCCAGUGGAACCUCAAGGACCACAUGCGCCGAGUCCACAACGACAACGGAGUCCCUGGAUCCCCGACCAGCACCAGCAACGGACAGCAGAGCUCCAAGGGCCGCAAGCGCAAGGAUGCGCCCAAGGCCGUCGGACCUGCUCCUCCUUCUCGCAAGGUCACUGCCAAGGCUGCCGCCGUGGAGGCUGCCGCCCAGGAGGAGGACUCUUCCAAGCCUCUCAUUGAGGAGUGGAUGUCCCACCGCCAUGCCCUCGAGGACAUCAUCCGCGGCCUGAACCAGCCCGAUGACAGCAGGAACAUCCAGCUCAUUCAAGAUGCUCAGAACCACCUGUCCGCCAUGGGCAAGAUCGGACACAACCUGAGCCCGUCUCAGCCAAUGGAUGUCAAGAUGCCUUUCCACCGGAACUUCGUCCAGGCCGGAUGAACAACUAUUUUGAGUUAUGAAUUAUCAACCCCCCCCCACCUAGAAGAGUGUUACCAGCUUUGCAUGCAAGCGCAUCGAGCUCGGCCCUUGACGGCAUCCUGAUCCUCUACAUUGUGGACGUUGCUAGUCACCGGGAGCCAUGGCCUUGCUACCACGAGGGACCUGUGUGUACCAUGCUCUUCCAUGGAUGAACCGCAAAGCCCAAGGUCAACUUCACAUGCCACCCGGCUACGGACACAUCCAGGAUCGAACCCAUGGACACCCAUCAUUGGGAGACUCGCAAGCUAGGAGAAGUGCUCUAGUAAAAGCCGAGCCGUGGCCAGAGAGAGAGAGAGGAGAGGGAGGAGGAACGUCAUUCGAGAUGGCGAGGCAAAUUUGAUUUUCGUGCAAGACUGAGUUUUUAUUAGAAGUUGGCAACAUAACAUGUAAGAGCUCGCGCUCGACGUAACAGAACUUGUAUUGUUUUGUUUUUUUGGAAAGGAAACCCUCACAGUACGAGGCCUAUCCACGAACAAAGUGGAGAGUUACAGACUCGAAGAUGGGAACAACAGCAACUGGAUUUUAGAUUGUGUUAUUUUGAAAGCAAACGUAGGGGAGACGAUUUAGUAAUCGAGUAAGAGAGAAAAUCGGAGAAAACCAUGACUAACUUCU